AUGAAGACUGCUGUGGACAUUAUGGUGUUUGACACAAUUACUGAGACGUUCCGGUGGAUGCGCAGUCCUGACCAGUUGGGCUGCCGGGUGUCGUUGUUGGAGAUGGGCAACAGGCUUGCUUCAUGCAGCAACAAUGAUGGCAGCAUAGAGAUUUGGGUGAUGCAAGACUAUGAGGCUGAGGCCUGGGCCUUGAAUUACAGGAUUAACUUGGUAGCGAUGAAGACAUCACCACAGCUUGAUUUUAGUUUGAGACAUAUUUCUAAUAUAGCGCUGCUUAACAAGCGUGAGCUGCUGAUCUGGUGUUGGACUCCAUCGUGGGGUCAUGACUACCUGUUGCACUGUGACAUUGACGAAAAGUUGUUGGGAUGUUACAAAUUGAAACGUGGAACGUAUUCAGUAUACUUCACUAACCAGUACAUUCAGGAGAGCAUGCUUCCACUUCCGUUCUGUGAGAUGCAAGAAGAAGGUGGUGUGGAUAAGGAACCUCGAUUCCUCAUAGUGCUAUAA
This is a messenger RNA of Triticum turgidum subsp. durum (durum wheat), 507 nucleotides long. The record is from the annotation of a GenBank genome assembly. Lineage: Eukaryota; Viridiplantae; Streptophyta; Magnoliopsida; Poales; Poaceae.